AUGAGCGACUGGCAAGAAGCCGCCUUCGCGACGAGGCACCUGCACAACCGCGCCAGCAAGUCGAAGGCCGGCGGCGGACGCGGGCGGCGCGGCGGCGCGUUCGAGGUCAGGAGGACGCUUGGCAGAUACGACAUCAAGUGCCCGAGCGCGAGCAGGGUCAGCCCGCCGCCAGCAUCCGGCGGGAAGAAGGGGGAAAGGACUGCUGCUGCUGCCGCCGCCGCACGUCCGACUCUGGACAUAUUCCGGCUCUCCGACGACGGCAGGGGGUUGUUGGGAGAGCUGGUUUUGCCGGGGGCGCUCGAGGCGAGCGUCAUCUUGACGGGAAGCAGGAAAACACUCGAGGAUUUGAUGUCGCAGUUUGAAGAAGGAGAGGAAGAAGGAGAAGAAGGACAAGGGGAAGGAGGAGAAGAAAGAGGAGGAGAAGGAAGAGAAGAAGAACGUGGGAACAACCGGGAAGAUGAUGGGAUACGCGAUGGAGGACAUGGCAACCCUGUCCCCGACGGUAAAUGCGACUUCGAAGACGAGAACGGGGGAGACACGUCAGGACACGAGGAGUCCGACGACGACGAUCCGGAUAAGGAGCGCAGCCGGUUCCGAGCCUUCGAAAAGAACAGCUUUCGGUCGCCCAAGUUCUGGUUUCAGUGGAAGGGGAGGACAACGACACCCUCACCACCACCGCCGGAUGACCGGGGACUCGCAGCCGGCAGGGCAGAGACCGGGAGAGGCUACGUCGUCUUCUCGGGCAACGACUGCCGUUCGUUCAAGGGAACCAUCACCUGCGAUGCCUUGGGCUGGAAGGACGCUUCCAUGUCUGGCUGGAAAGAGGUCUCCAUGAGUGAGAGGGAUGUUGCGUUUGCCUGGAGUUGA
Messenger RNA from Colletotrichum higginsianum IMI 349063, 867 nucleotides. Its product is annotated as Catalase. NCBI's taxonomy places the organism in Eukaryota, Fungi, Ascomycota, Sordariomycetes, Glomerellales, Glomerellaceae. Bases 1 to 867 code for a protein of 288 amino acids. The record is from RefSeq and is a predicted model, not a curated record. The transcript has a single exon.